This is a messenger RNA of Paramuricea clavata, 567 nucleotides long. The record is from the annotation of a GenBank genome assembly. Lineage: Eukaryota; Metazoa; Cnidaria; Anthozoa; Malacalcyonacea; Plexauridae.
AUGGUUGGAAAAAGCAGUGGUCCAUCAAAUUCUAAUGAGUCAAGUCGUGACUCACAACGUAGUCAACCUAGAAUAGCUAUCCUCGGAGAUUCGAUGAUUAAACAUUUGGACACCAAACGAAUGCAGAAUGGAUUGAAGAAAGGAAAAGUAACGAUUAAGACAUUUCCUGGUGCAGGUAUUGACCAAAUGAAGCAUUAUGCAGUACCAACUCUAAUUACCAAGCCAAAGACACUUAUAUUUCAUGUUGGAACCAACGACUUACAUAACAAAACACCAGAAGAUCUAAUAAAUGCAAUGAAUGAUCUUGGUGAAACGAUCCAUAGACAGAACAACGAUCUGGAACUUAUAUGGUCGGAAAUAAUAACUCGAACUGAUGAUCCAAACUUAGCAGAAAAGGUAAAUGUAGUCAAUGCCGAGCUCGCUAAAUUAUGUACAGAUAAGGGCUGGGGACUUAUUAAACACAACAACAUUAAAGGAAGUCUUUUAAAUAACUCUGGUCUACAUUUAAAUAAACAUGGAACUACUACAUUAGCUAAAAACAUAAGACAAUUUCUUAGCAGCCAUUGA